AUGCUGCCCACCGCUUUUGAUGUCCUCAAAAUUGUGCUGGCCCUUGCCCCGGCGUUCGCCGUGGGCUUGGCCGUGUUCCGGCAGUCGAAGUUGGUGGCAGCUUUUGCACAGCUCAAUGACCUGCAAGAACGUGGUGAGCGACAGCAGGCGCUGGCAAAGAAAGCCAUCGAAGUGGACAAGGAAUGGUUCAUGAUCGGCGUGACUAACAUGGUUCUCAGCGCCUACAUUGUCGGCGCCUUUCCGCCGUUGUACUUCGUCUACUUCACACCCAAGGUGCUGUCUCUGAUCGGCCUCCGCUUGGUGAAGUUUUACCGACGCAAGCAGCAUUUCCUUCUUUGGGACUUCUGCUACUGGGCCAACUUUCUCUGCAUCUUCUAUUGCUGGGUGAUGCCCAAGUCACCCAGAGUCUUCCGCGUGGUCUUCAUGUGCGCGAAUGGUCCGCUGGCAUGGAGUGUGCUAGCCUUCAACCAUGCCAUGGUGUUCCACUCCUAUGCGCACAUGACCUCGGCGGCUGGGCUCUUGUUAAGGAACAUAAACCAAGUUACCAUAAGAAGGAAACCAAAGUAG
This is a messenger RNA of Symbiodinium sp. CCMP2456, 567 nucleotides long. The record is from the annotation of a GenBank genome assembly. Lineage: Eukaryota; Dinophyceae; Suessiales; Symbiodiniaceae.